ACACUAAACUGAUCAGUCAGUCACAAGCACUCACGAGAAGAAGAAAAUGGAGAAGAAAAGCAUCAGUAGAAGAGCACACUGUUUGGUGUUGAUAUAUCCAAUUCAAGGCCACAUCAAUCCCAUGCUUCAAUUCUCGAAGCUAUUGGAACACGAAGGUGUGAGAGUAACACUAGUCACCACUCUUUCCUACUGCAACAACCUUCAGACUGUGCCUCCUUCUAUCGCCAUUGAAACAAUCUCUGAUGGGUUCGAAAACGACACGAGAGAAGGUGGAGAAUUGAAGGGUUAUUUGGAUAGGUUUUGGCAAGUAGGGCCACGAAGUUUCGCUCAGCUUCUUCAGAAACUUGGUGAAGCAGAAGAAGAUGUUGUUGAUUGUGUUGUUUACGAUUCAUGCAUACCUUGGGCUCUUGAUGUUUCCAAGGGAUUUGGGAUAGUUGCAUCUUCUUAUCUCACUCAGAGUAUGAGUGUGAAUAGUAUAUACUAUCAUGUUCUCUUGGGAAACUUGAAAGUUCCACUCACACAGGAUCAGAUUUUUCUUCCUUCAUUGCCCGAACUUCAUCUUCGGGACAUGCCUUCUUUCUUCUUUGAUGAAGAUCACACUGUGCUUGAUUUUGGUGUGGCUCAGUUCUCCAAUAUUCACAAAGCUGAUUGGCUCCUGUGUAACACGUUCUACGAGCUGGAUCCGGAGGUAGUAGAUUGGGCUGUGAAGAUUUGGCCAAAUCUUAAGACCAUAGGACCAAAUAUACCCUCUUUCUUCUUAGAUAAAAGAUGUGAAAAUGAUGAAGAUUAUGGAGUUACACAAUACAAGAGUGAAGAACAUUGCAUGGAAUGGUUAGAUGAUAAACCUAAAGGGUCUGUUGUUUAUGUAUCAUUUGGGAGUAUGGUUAAACUGGGUGAGGAACAAAUGGAAAAAAUUGCUUGGUGUUUGAGAGAGUGUUCGAGUUAUUUCUUGUGGGUGGUGAGAGCUUCUGAAGAAACCAAACUUCCUAAAGAUUUUGAGAGAAAAACAGAAAAGGGUUUGGUAGUAAAAUGGUGUUCCCAGUUGAAAGUUCUUGCUCAUGAGGCUGUCGGGUGUUUUGUGACACACUGUGGUUGGAAUUCAACGUUGGAAACUCUGUGCUUAGGAGUUCCAACAGUUGCAGUACCGUGUUGGUCAGAUCAGAACACAAAUGCGAAGUAUGUUGCUGAUGUUUGGAAAAUUGGAAUCAGAGCUUCAACUGAUGAGAAUAAUGUUGUUGAUGGAGAAUCUCUGAAGCAUUGUGUAGAAGAGAUAAUGGAAAGAAACAAUGAGAUGAAGAACAAUGCCAUUCGAUGGAAGACUUUAGCUGUGAGAGCUGUCAGUGAAGGUGGAAGUUCCUAUGAAAAUAUCAUACAAUUUACGAAUAGUUUGUUGCAUUGAUAAGUUUCAUGUUUCAUCUGUACUAAAUCUUAUUUUUCUCCUUUGUAUUUUGACAUGAACUAUGUUAGAAAUACUUCUUGAUGAGACAAAUAACUUAUUUUUAUAU
Molecule: messenger RNA, 1505 nt
Organism: Vigna unguiculata (cowpea)
Lineage: Eukaryota; Viridiplantae; Streptophyta; Magnoliopsida; Fabales; Fabaceae
Product: mogroside I-E synthase-like
Molecular function (GO): quercetin 3-O-glucosyltransferase activity; quercetin 7-O-glucosyltransferase activity
Source: RefSeq, a predicted model, not a curated record